AUGAAACCGACCACAAUCCUAAACCUGAAGACGCAGGAAGAAUCAAAGUCCAUGUGGGAACAACUGAACUGCUUAGCGAACGAAGAACGUCUCAACCGUGAUCAUGUUGAUCGUGCGAGGCCUCUACUCACUCAACAUGUCUCUAAUGUCAUCUUUGAAUCGGCUAACUAUUCUCCAGAUUGGGCUUUGUCAAUUUACAUGACCUUUAAGACCACACCUCCUAUUACGAUUGAAGAACGUAGACGCAGAGCAGAAGAAGCUAUUAGACACGGACGCAGACUAUACGGACUCUUACUACAAGCAUCUAGACGGGCACUAGAAGAGCCAGAGUCACUUGAUGAGAUCACCACCUAUGUGCAGUUUAGACCGGCAAGUAAGGUUUUUGUUGAGUCUUUGUCAAGGAAAGUAUACAAGAAGACAACAUCGACGUCAAGUUCCGACAUUUGCACAAUUUGUUUGGAUGAGUUUAAAACAAGAGAAAGAGUCGUGAAAUUACCUUGCGGACACGAGUUUGAUGAUAGCUGUAUCCUCGAGUGGUUUUCCGCCAAUCAUGUUUGUCCAUUGUGCCGUUACGAGCUACCGCGUGAAAAUCAGGUGAAACGAGCCCUAGAAUUUGGUUUAGGGAUUUAA
Microthlaspi erraticum is the source of this 630-nucleotide messenger RNA. The record is from the annotation of a GenBank genome assembly. Lineage: Eukaryota; Viridiplantae; Streptophyta; Magnoliopsida; Brassicales; Brassicaceae.